UUGCUUUUUGGAAAACUUGAUCAAAUUUGAAUAUUGAAAUGAACUUUAGGGAACAUUUUGAGUACCCAGAAGUCUAUUCGACUCCAACGACUCCAUUGUCCCACAGAUAUCAGACUGUUCCACAGCCAAGAAUAGCAGUCGUACAGCCCAGUGAGUCCUUCUAUGUGCACUGCCAGGAUGCGCCACAAGAUCAGCCCCCAAGAUGUGUUCGGGACUAUCGACGCAAGUUUUGUGCAAGGAUUGCAAAGUUAAAUCAACAAAGGGUCAAAGAACGUCGUAAGAUCAUAUUAAAAGACCGCGUGGAUUGUCUCUCAGAGAGAAUGGAGAGGGUGAGGAUAGUGAACGCUGACUACCAUAAAAAGCGGAAUCAGAACUGGCGGAAGAUCUGCGAACACAUUGCUAAUGAUAUGCAGAAGCAUCUACAAAGACGGGAGCGCCAGCUGAUUGAGAGAGUCGAGAAUCUGCGAAUGCACAACGGACAGGUGAAGAAUCGAUGUGAGCUUUUGAGGUACGGAAAUUAUCUACGACGGAUUGCACGACAGCAUGAGGAGAGACGGAAACGAAGGAGUAUCUUUUAGUUGAAAAUACAUCCAGUUGAGACAUAUCUGGGCAUAUUUCCGACUAAGUCUUACUGGCAGUUUCUGCUCCUGUCACCUCAAUUUCAAUACUCAAACUUUGAGUAUGAGAAAUGUUUGUAUUCAUUCCGUGUCGGGCUCAAAAAGUUGCAUCAAAGUUAAAGGGCGUUUCAAUGCGUCAAAAGUUUCCACAU
This is a messenger RNA of Drosophila innubila, 769 nucleotides long. RefSeq lists its product as uncharacterized. The record is from RefSeq and is a predicted model, not a curated record. The transcript has a single exon. The coding region runs from base 39 to 578 and encodes 179 amino acids. NCBI's taxonomy places the organism in Eukaryota, Metazoa, Arthropoda, Insecta, Diptera, Drosophilidae.